Molecule: messenger RNA, 2802 nt
Organism: Lachancea dasiensis
Lineage: Eukaryota; Fungi; Ascomycota; Saccharomycetes; Saccharomycetales; Saccharomycetaceae
Source: the annotation of a GenBank genome assembly
AUGUCUACUCACACUUACAAGAAGUUUGAGGAAGCAGACUCGGGCGUCCUGCCUGAUACAAUGACUAUUUACCAGGACUGCUUGAACGCCUUCAACGAAUCACCCGUGAACUCGAAGAGAUGCCGUUUGUUGAUAUCUAGACUUCUCCAAUUGCUUGCCCAGGGUCAAACUUUCCCCAAAACUGAGGCCACAGCGCUUUUUUUCGCGAUAUCUAAGCUGUUUCAACAUCCUAACGACUCCCUCAGACAAGCGGUAUACUUGGCAAUCAAAGAAUUGAGUUCAGUUUCGGAGGAUAUAUUGAUGGCCACUUCGUCUAUUAUGAAGGACGUACAGAAUGGUUCUGAUAUGAUCAAGCCCAAUGCCAUUCGUUCUUUGACCAGGGUCUUGGAUGAGUCCACUGCUUUCUCCGCCGAGCGUUUGUUCAAGUCUGCAGUUGUGAGCAAGCAUCCCUCCAUUUCGUCAGCUGCAUUGGUGAGCUCCUAUCAUCUUCUUCCUGUCGCAGAAAGCACGGUGAAACGUUAUUCGAACGAAACCUUGGAGGCCGUCGCAGAUCUCAAGACAUUUCCCUAUCACGAUGGGCUUUCCGAGCACUAUCCAAACUCCACAUAUAUCUCACAGUACCAUGCGUUGGGCCUCUUGUACAUGCUAAAGAACCACGAUAAGAUUGCCCUGAUGAAGUUGGUUCAACAAUUCUCCUCAGGAAAUACUCUAAAAAAUCAAUUGGCUCAGGUCCAGUUGGUAAAGCUUGUGGGAACUUUGUUGACAAAAGAUCCACAAAUGAUCUCGCAGCUUGGACCCCUACUGUUGGGCUGGUUAUCAAAUAAGUUUGAGGCCGUUCAGUUAGAAGAUGCAAAGCUAAUUACAUCCUUACCAGACAGAUUUGUUCCCCCUGAAAUGUUCGCCUCUGCCGUCCAAACCUUGCAAGGAUUUCUUGCUGUACCCCGUGUAACUACUAGAUUUGCUGCUGUCAGAGUUCUAAACAGAAUAUCCAUGGUCGCCCCUGACAAGAUUGUUGUAUGCAACCCAGAAUUGGAAUCUUUGAUCAACGAUAGUAAUAGAAACGUUUCCACCUACGCAAUUACGGCUCUGUUGAAGACUGGAACUUCCAACAACAUUGCGUCCCUAAUUAAGACUAUUACAAACUUUAUUCACGAGAUAUCAGACGACUUCAAGAUCAUCAUCAUCGAUGCGGUUAGAACCAUGGCUCUUAAGUUUCCCGAGGAGUGGAAAUCAAUUUUGAAUUUCCUUGUCAACGUUUUGAAACAAGGCGACGGCGGAUUCCCUUUUAAGAAUAGCAUCGUCGAAGCUUUAUUCGACCUCGUUCAAUUUGUUCCACAAUCUAAGGAAUUAGCUCUGGAAAAUCUGUGCGACUUCAUCGAAGACUGUGAGUACAAUGAAAUUUUGGUCAGAAUUUUGCACUUACUGGGUAAAGAAGGUCCAAGUAUGAAGACGCCAUCCUUGUACGUUAGACACAUCUACAACCGAGUUGUCUUAGAAAACUCGAUCGUAAGAUCUGCUGCUGUUGUUGCUCUCUCUAAGUUUGCUCUGGUGAAGAAUGACCCCACCCUUGUUGAGUCCAUAGAAAUACUUUUGAGAAGAAUUUCUAACGAUGCAGACGACGAAGUGAGGGAUAGAGCUACUAUUGCGCUUAAAUUUAUCGAGUCAAUCAAAACGGGAGAAAAUGCUGGCCCAUCAGCAGCAGAAAACUUGAUUCAAUCGAAGUAUACUUAUGACUUAGCAUCUCUAGAGUCUAAGCUCAGCCAAUACAUGGCUGCCAAAAAAGAUUCAUGCAAGACAGCAUUCGACACCUCCUCUAUCUCUCGCUAUUCAGAGGACGAGAGAAAAGCGAUCGAUUUGAAGAGAAAACAAGAACAAUUAUUUUCAUCACUUUCAUCUGGCAAAGGCAAGAGCAAGGGCAGUGCCUCUUCAGACUCUGAAAAGAGAAACAGCUCUUAUCCCGGUCCUGGCGCCUCGGAGUUGGAUCAUGACUUGAAAGCGACGAAGUAUGCACAAGAGUUGGGCUCCAUCGAACAGUUUAAAGAAUUUGGACCAAUUAUCAAUACUUCUAGAGACGUUCCAUUGACCGAGACUGAAGCGGAGUUUGUUGUGACUGGUGUGAAGCACCUGUUCAAAGAACACGUCGUAUUGCAAUUUCACAUAACCAACACUUUGACAGAUGUUGCUCUGGACAGUGUUUCAGUGGGAUGUGUGCCUGCCAAUUCUGAUGCGGAAAGUUUACUAAAUGAAGUCACAACCAUUUCGGCUGAAAGAAUUAAACCAUCGGAAACUUUUGCCACUUAUGUGGCCUUUGAGAAAUCUGCCGAAGUCAUAACUGAAGAGUUGUUGAACACUUUAUAUUUUACCACGAGAGAGCUUGAUCCCGCCACACAAGAGCCAUUCCCAGGAGAUGAGGGCUUCCAGGACGAAUACGAGAUAGACUCUCUACCGCUCACCGCUGGUGAUUAUAUCAAGGGCUCGUUCAUAGGGGACUUUUCGGCUUGCUACGACGAGUUGCCACACCACGAAGUUUCAGUGUACAACAUCCGUGAAAACAUAUCGCUUCAGGAGGUGGUUGACAAGAUUAUCCUUAACACAAGCUGCUUGACAUUAGACAACACGCAGUUCACCUCCCCAGACUCCAAUAAUCAUACUCUAAAGCUUUUUGGUAAAAGCGUGUUAAGCGGAGCUAGGGUAGCGCUAAUCGUGCGCAUGAUAAAAAGUUCGAAAGGUAUCGCUUUGAAGGCCGAAGGCAGAUCGGAUGAUGCUAAUUUGUGCAGUGAUAUUGUGAACGAGCUUAUUUAG